Molecule: messenger RNA, 1336 nt
Organism: Cinclus cinclus
Lineage: Eukaryota; Metazoa; Chordata; Aves; Passeriformes; Cinclidae
Gene: CDC37
Product: cell division cycle 37, HSP90 cochaperone
Exons: 8
Coding region: 67-1200 (377 amino acids)
Biological process (GO): protein stabilization; protein folding
Cellular component (GO): cytoplasm
Molecular function (GO): heat shock protein binding; protein-folding chaperone binding; protein kinase binding
Source: RefSeq, a predicted model, not a curated record
AGUGCGUCAGGCGCGGGCGGAAGCGGCCGGGACGGGCGGGUGCCGGAGGGUCGCGGUGGCCUCGCCAUGGUGGAUUACAGCGUGUGGGACCACAUCGAGGUCUCGGACGACGAAGACGAGACUCACCCCAAUAUCGACACCGCCAGUCUCUUCCGAUGGCGGCACCAGGCCCGAGUGGAGCGGAUGGAGCAGUUCCAGAAGGAGAAGGAGGAGCUGGAUAAAGGCUGCAGGGAGUGCAAGAGGAAACUCGCCGAGUGCCAGAAGAAAAUGAAGGAGCUGGAAGUGGCCGACCCGGAGAGCGGGAAAGGGGAGCUGGAGAAGCUCCAGGCCGAGGCCCAGCAGCUGAAGAACGAGGAAAAGAGCUGGGAGAACAAGCUGGAGGAGCUGAGGAAGAAGGAGAAGAACAUGCCCUGGAACGUGGACACGCUCAGCAAGGACGGGUUCAGCAAGAGCGUUUUCAACGUGAAACCCGAGGAGAAGGAGGAGACCGAAGAGCAGAAGGAAGAGAAACACAAAACCUUCGUGGAGCGAUACGAGAAGCAGAUUAAACACUUUGGGAUGCUGAGGCGUUGGGAUGACAGCCAAAAAUACCUCUCAGAUAACCCUCACCUGGUGUGUGAGGAGACAGCCAAUUACCUGGUGAUCUGGUGCAUCGACCUGGAGGUGGAGGAGAAACACGCCCUGAUGGAGCAGGUUGCCCACCAGACCAUUGUCAUGCAGUUCAUCCUGGAGCUGGCCAAGAGCCUCAAGGUGGAUCCCAGGGCUUGUUUCCGGCAGUUCUUCACCAAAAUUAAGACAGCGAAUCUGCAAUACCUGGAAGGGUUCACGGAGGAGCUGGAGGCUUUCAAGGAGCGGGCGAGGGGCCGGGCCCGGGCCAGGCUGGAGAAGGCCCUGAAGGAAUAUGAGGAAGAGGAGAGGCAGAAACGCCUCGGGCCGGGGGGGCUCGACCCCGUGGACGUCUACGAGUCCCUGCCCCCCGAGCUGCAGAAAUGCUUCGAUGUCAAAGAUGUUCAGAUGCUUCAGGACACAAUCAGCAAAAUGGACCAAACCGAGGCCAAGUACCACAUGCAGCGCUGCAUCGACUCGGGGCUCUGGGUGCCCAACGCCAAAGGAGGGGAAGGGGCAGAGAAAGGAGCAGGGGAAGCCACGUACGAGGAGAUCAAGAAGGAAAACGGAGCCGAGGACAAAGCAAAACCCUGAGAGGAAGCAAAGGGGAAAAAAAAAAAAUAUAUAUAUAUAUAUAAAAGAGAGGUGGAAAAGGUCAAAAAAGCCAAAAAAAGAAAAAUUAAAAAAAAAAAAAAAAGAAGAAGAAGCCACGCACCCUCGUGAGAAAAGC